Messenger RNA from Sitodiplosis mosellana (orange wheat blossom midge), 1947 nucleotides. Its product is annotated as zinc finger protein 25-like. Gene Ontology annotation, cellular component: nucleus; chromosome. The record is from RefSeq and is a predicted model, not a curated record. The transcript has 7 exons. Gene Ontology annotation, biological process: regulation of transcription by RNA polymerase II. Lineage: Eukaryota; Metazoa; Arthropoda; Insecta; Diptera; Cecidomyiidae. Bases 165 to 1655 code for a protein of 496 amino acids. Gene Ontology annotation, molecular function: chromatin insulator sequence binding; zinc ion binding.
CGUUUGACGUUUUACGGAGCUGUCAAGUAAUUUGUUUCUCUCUUCUAAUCCAUCGCGUCUAUUGUUUACAUUGUGAACAUCUUAUCAAAUCUCUCUCUCUCAUUUUUUUUAUUAGCUUAAAAUUAGAGAUCGACUGUUUUUGUAAAAUAAUCGCAAAUUUCAAAAUGAAUACAGUAUUUCUAGAACGAAUAUGUCGGUGUUGCUUGAAUGAAAGUGAAUCUAUGUCAAGUUUGUUUGAUCGUGUCGGAGGUAUAGAAUCAUUCACAUUUGAACAGCACUUUACCUAUUCCGAUUUAAUUUUUAUGUGUACGAAUGUGCGUUGUGAUUUGGAUGUAAUCGAUGCUAAUGAGCACGUCGUUGAACUGCCGCGGAAUGUGUGCGAGUUGUGUUUGCAAGAAUUACGUGCCGCUUUCAUAUUCCGACAGAAAUGUGAGUCGAAUGACCAUUUACUUCGUGAACAAACGGUUGGACUCAGCAGUCAUAGCACCGAAGAAAUUGUUGAGUUUGAUCAAACGACCGACGACAGAAAGAUUAGCAAAACAAUAACAAUAGAAAAAAUUGACCGAAUUUUACCAAACGAGUGUGUUUUCUAUGACAAUGAAAAGCAAAUAUUGGUCGCCGUCAAUGAACCAAAUUCGAAUAGAUCAAACGAAAUUGAACUUGAAAUAGUUUCGGUGAAUUGCGACACCAUAGAAAACUUACCAUUUGUACCGGAACAGCAAACUACCGAUGCAAUUUCGACCUUUAACAAUAAAUCGUGUAAAAUAUGCAAGGAAGACUUUCAUUCCGCAUCAGAUCUUCGAGCUCACAUUCGACAGCAGCAUUCAACUAAAAAUUACAAGUGCUCAGUGUGUCCCGAAGAAUUUCACACGGAGAAAGGGCUUUUGGCCCAUAGCAGUUCUCACGAAGAACUUAAUAAAAAUUUUCUCUGUUCAAUAUGUGACAAAACAUUCACAACGAAAGCACGACUGGAAGUACACGCAGCAACGCACGCGGGUGAAAAGAACCAUGCAUGUGACGAAUGUGACAAAAAAUUCUCGUCGGAAUCGCGACUUCGAUGCCAUCGGCGUACUCACACUGGAGAAAAGCCGUAUCGAUGCGAUCAGUGUGAUUUGACCUUCGCUCAAGGCAAUGCAUUGAGAUGUCAUAAGCGAAUACAUACUGGGGAAAAGCCAUACGAAUGCCAAUUUUGUAACAAACGUUUCACACAAAAUACGAUACUUAAAACACAUAUGACACUGCACACAGGAAAAAAAAUCAAAUGUGAUUUUCCAGAUUGUGAUAAAAUGUUCAGCCGAGCAUCGAAUUUGAUUCUGCAUCGACGUGAGCACACGGGUGAAAAACCAUAUUGUUGCACGCAAUGUCCCAAUCGAUACAAGCAAAAGAGUCAUUUGGAUCGGCACAUGGACACGCAUUUGGGUGUCAAACAUACGUGUCCAAUUUGUAAGAAAGACUACUCGAAGCGAUGGUCGUUGAAAGUGCACAUGUUUACGCAUUCAAAAAUUAAACCACAUCGAUGCUCACUAUGUAUUGCCGAAUUUACACGUCGCGAUAAAUUUAGAAAUCAUUUAAAAUCCAUCCAUGGCCUGAUUCCGCCUGAUAAUCCAAACAAUUCCACUCUUACGCUAGAUAAUACAAACGAAGACACGUCUUGAAUAAAAAGAAGAAAAAUUCACGAAAAUUAUAAAUUUAUUUUGCUUUUGCUAUAUCCAGUUAAAAUCUGGCUGUUUAGAAAAGCGACUUUAUUUCACACUGAAAUUGUUUUAAUGCUCAUUUUGUUUUAUUAACUAUUGGCUUAACACGUUUUUCUUUUUUGCAUCUCUUUUGUGGUUUUUUCCUGCAUAAUUGUAAAUAUCUCUCUCGAACGACUUUUUUUUCUUCCUCUAUCUUAUGUUCUACAUAAAAUGGUAAUAAAUAAACUAGUUCCUUUAAAUGACUUCAACUGAA